UGUUUGCGCCAACUCGAAGAAUGUUUGUUCUCAUAACUGUUUUCCGUGUUUAGUUUUCACGACUGAACUGCUUUUUAGGCUUCGUGCAAGUAUAGGCAUGUUUACCUAAAUGUAUCGUCUUCGGCAUUGCCCUCGCAGGACACAAGUUUGUGAAUGAGAUGGCAAGAUUCGGUAUAAGAAUAUGAAAGACAUUCGUGGUGUUAAUGAGAGUCAAUAUUCCAUAGACAUAAACACACCGUUGACUGCAAAUCGAGUCACGGAGAUGUCAUAUGUCAAUGAGAAUGUUUUGAGUUUCAUAGACGCGGCCACGUCAAUCAAAACGACAUCUUAAGACAUCUUAAGAUGUCUAUUCUAUGAUAACAGGAUACAAAGUUCAAAUUAUAUCAUGCCAAGAAAUAUUAAUGAACUGACUCGAAUCGGUUAUUCAACUCUUCGUUAAAUAUAUACGUUGACUGCACGGAUUCAUACGAAGAUAUUUCGAAAAAACGUGUAUCAAAAAUGCAAUUUGGCUGAACGCAUCUACAUUUUCGAAGGAAAAAUAUAUUCGAUACGAAAACAAUUGUUUAAACUUAAUGUAGGGUGACUGUUAGUCUGUUACUAAUAACAGUUUAAUCGACUGAAGUCAAAAAUGCACUCUGCUCUAGUAUUUGUUGAUGUCAGUCAGAAAUUAUUUAGAUUUACGUAACGAUGUACGCUGUUGUAUCGGCUAUGCGUCGUACUUAAAGUGCCCCUUACCACAAAUAAGACUCCAUUUUCAGAUACGCUGAAAGUAAAACAGUUACAAACAUGUUUUGGAGUGUUUGGGGUGUGUCCAUCGGAAUUCGAAAUUAUUUGAUUUCAUAUUGAUUAUCUUGCUUAUUAGGAGGUAUAAGAAUCGCUUUAUGCAUGCAUCACGUGUAAACACUUGGAUUUAAACUUACCGGAUGUACUUCAAAAAGAAAAAGACGAGCAAUCGAAUAAACUUUUGUCGAAUUUUGCCAACCUCUCAUUGCUUUAAGCACUAUAUUGGCUUUCGUGGAAGUUUUCAUGUUAAGAAGAUCGUUAGCUUCAUUUUUCGAAUGAGCGGAAGAAAUAAUUUGAAGAACAACGAAAAAAUUCGUUAAAAAAUUCGUGGUCGCUAAAAUUUUUUUUCUACGGGUUCCAGCUUGAAAAUAAGUUCUUAAUUAUUGCAACUACGAUUACGAGAUGCAUAAUAGAACUGUUACGAAUUUAAUAUUUUAUCAAUAUAGAAUGUUUGGGUAGACAUUCAUGAUUUGACCUGGGGACAAGUAUAUUUUAAUUUAGAGGUUACAAUAGCGUCAUUCACGGAAGCGAACCUUCUUACAAUAGAGGAUAUACAGACACUACACGCAUUCCUAGGUAGAUGUUGAUUUUGUGAUACAGGAAUCUUUAACAUAACUCUACAGCUUGAAGUAUUCUCAGAAUAAAAGAAAUGUUGAAUGUCACUGACACCGCAGAGGUCGAAAGCUGCUAUCGAUCUUACAUUGUUAUCAAACCUAACGUUUCAUAUAUAAUCAACAGUGUUAUUGGUAUCAUAGUAAAUAUUUUCCUUUGCAUAGUCGGUACAUUUCUCAACACACUCGUCGUUUAUGUCUUCUGGAAGACACCAAAGCUUCGAAACAAAGUAUCUUACUUUAUGAUCAUGAUUUUGUCGUCCAUUGAUAUCUUGGUCACUGCAAUCCUUCAUCCGUUGCACAUACUAAUGUCAACGGCAGAGAUAAUCGGAAAAGCUAACUGUGACUUCAAAGUGAUCUACCACAUUGUAGCCGUUGUUCUCUCUGGGGUGUCUAUGACUACAUUCUUCCUUAUGAACGUCGAACGCUAUCUUUCUAUCGUUCACCCCAUUCUUCACUUGAAAUACGUGACCAAGAAUCGGUGUUUCGGGGCUUGUAUGAUGCUUUGCGCCCCAGCAAUUUUUUGCGGUCCAAUUGCCUAUCCUCUACGCCUCAACGUGCAGCUCGUCAUCACAACAAUAGCCGUGAUUAUAAUGAUAGGAACGUGUUAUAUUUACAUCGCUAUAUUCUGCAUAGCGAAGAAGAGGAGACAAAAGUUCCGUCAAAAGACCACGUCUUCCAAUAAAGAACGCAAAGAAUUUGCUGUCGAAGCAUCGAGUCAUUCUGGUGAAACGCAGUCAGACGAAGUAUGCACAACGUUGGAAGAUUCGUGCCGUGAGAAAUCUGAGGCCAAAUCCUUUGAGGGGGCAAUGCAACAUCGGGAGGAAUCAAAUUACCAGGAAGACAAUAAAAAGCCGAAAAAAACCGUGUCUUUUCUUCACGAUUUACAACUUGCCAAGAUUUAUUUGUUGGUGGUGUUCUCCAGUUUCUUUCUCAAUCUGCCGAAUGCAAUUGUCCUGGCAGCAUUUCAUGCUCCUGUAGAAAAAUUAAAUACUUUGGUACAAUUCAAAAUUUGGACGGUGACGUUCGUGUUUAUGAAUUCCACCAUAAAUUCUCUGAUCUUCUUUUGGGGAAAUAAGCGACUUAGUGUGGAAGGAAAGAAAAUUUGUAAGCAAAUUUUUAAAAGAUAGAAAGUGUGACAGUCUAAAUUUUAUACUCUAGUCUCAGUAUACCACACUUUAUAAAGCUUUGUUUGUUAAGCGUGGAUAAUUUGAAUAUACGUCUGCAGUUACUACA
This is a messenger RNA of Xenia sp. Carnegie-2017, 2630 nucleotides long. RefSeq names its product probable G-protein coupled receptor 101. The transcript has a single exon. The record is from RefSeq and is a predicted model, not a curated record. Gene Ontology annotation, biological process: G protein-coupled receptor signaling pathway. The coding region runs from base 1433 to 2524 and encodes 363 amino acids. Gene Ontology annotation, molecular function: G protein-coupled receptor activity. Lineage: Eukaryota; Metazoa; Cnidaria; Anthozoa; Malacalcyonacea; Xeniidae. Gene Ontology annotation, cellular component: membrane.